Messenger RNA from Heterostelium album PN500, 2220 nucleotides. RefSeq lists its product as uncharacterized. The record is from RefSeq and is a predicted model, not a curated record. The transcript has 8 exons. Bases 1 to 2220 code for a protein of 739 amino acids. NCBI's taxonomy places the organism in Eukaryota, Evosea, Eumycetozoa, Acytosteliales, Acytosteliaceae.
AUGAAUAUAAAUGAUUUUUAUAAUGAAAUAGCUCGUUUGAAUGAUCCGAAUUCAUUAAAAUUAUUGAUACAGAAUGUUUUAAAAAACUAUUGUAUUAAUCAGACUAUAACAACUCAAUAUAUAAAGUCAUUCACUGAUUUGGUUGUAGAGAGUAUUGCUAAUAUCUCUGGUAAUACAAACGAUAUCGAUAUUCUUAGAAAGUUAAUCACAUCCAUUGGUUUGAUUGCAAGAUAUUCACCUUAUAUCAAUUCAUUUAAAAGUUAUUUAGAUAGAGUUAUCAAUGAUAUCUUACUUGUCACUUUAAGAUCAUUCAAUAAUGUUACUGAUUAUGAUAGUGUUGAAAUAAGAGCACUUUAUGUUGAAACAAUUAGAUCAUAUACAUUGAUAUUACAAGCAUAUAAUGAUCAAAUGGAUAAAUAUACUAAACCAGUGAUUGAAUCAUUGACAAAGCAUUUCGAUUCUGGAUUGUUCCCAGUGAUUGUACAGAGUGAAAUCGAACAGUAUUCAAUCACUUCAAUCUUGGAGUUGGUUGCAGUUCUCAUUCAAACAUCACCCACUCUUAUUUUAGAUAAUUUCAACCUUUUACAAUAUAUUAUAAAUGUUUUUAUUAAUUUAGAUAUCGAAAAAUUCACACCAAUCUUUGAUGAGAUUGUAAAUGUAAUUGGACAUUACUUGCAAAUGUUUAUUUAUGUACCUUUUGAAUCGUUGGAACAGACACCUUCCACACAGAAAAAGAAGCAUCCCAACGCCAGAGACGAGGAGAGUGACGAUGACGAUGACGAAGACCAAGACGAUGAAACACAGACAUUGACAGCAGAGCAACGACAAGAACAACUUAAAAUCAAGAGAUCGGAACUAUCAAACUAUAAGAAACCAUCGAUUCAGCAAUCGAUUCAAUUACUUCAAAAAGUGACAUCAUCACCGAACCACCCCAAGAAGGAAUCGUGCAUCAUACUCAUGGGUAUCAUUUCUUCCUAUUCAUUGAUACAUCAUUAUUGUGAAUGUCAACCGGUUGUUGAAAUAGUAUUUAAUCAUUUCUCUGAUAGAUUUAAUGAACAAGAUGAACAUUUAAAAUUGGUAAUCAAUUGUCUGGCAUAUGUAUUCUCAAAUACACCUAGAGAAUUGGAAAUAGUACAACAAUAUCUACCGGUAUUCUUUAAUAAGGUUACAUUGUAUUUCACCAAUAUAAAGAAUCACUCCAAAGAGAAUCCAACCAACAAAUCGCUUCGUACGGCACUUGCUGCUUCAAGAGAGAUAGUCAGCCAUGCAAUCUCCAAGAUGUUACUGUUAUUCGAUUGUUUCUUUGAGUAUGCCGAUGAGUUUAUAUCGUUUGCCUACGUUCUUGCCGAGCCAAUGGUUCUUUCCAACUUUUUAUAUGCACUCCUCUUCCAAUUGGAAUCCAGUACAUCCAACGAACAGAGACAACAAUUCGAUCAAGUCUAUCUACCAAAAGUUAUGAAACCAUUAUUAUCACAAUUAUCAUCAAAAUAUCAAUCUUCUACUAAAUUAUCAAGUAGUAUACUAAAGAGUUUAAAUAAUAUAAGUACAUUUGGUGAGAUGUAUAUUAAGGAUUAUUAUAAUGAUAUUAUCGAUUUGGUAGAAACCGUUUUGAAGUGUAGUUGGCAAACCUUUAUUCCAUACUCUAUCGAUUCGAUUUCAAUACUCUCAAAGAUUACGAUCAAGGGUGAAUGUUCGCAGGUGCAACUCGAAAAGAUAUGGAGAAUCUUUGGUUUGAUCCUUACAGAUCGAAUCGUGUCGAACGAAGACGGUAUAGAUUUUGAUUUGGUGAACCGAUCGAAAUUCAUUGUACUCGAAGAGAUUUCGUCGUAUUUAGAGUCGGUCGUCAACGGUACUUGUGCCUCCAGUAAGACAUGCGCACCAAAGCCAGAGCAACUGGCAACUCUCUACCGGUAUCUCCUCGCGAAUAUCGGAUGUGUAGAGGUAACCUUUGAUUCUGAUCUCUACCUCAGAAUGUCACAACUUACCGUUUUAAACAGUCUGUUGAAAUACUCUGAAAAAGUGGUGGUGGCGGCGGCGGUCCAAUCCAAUGAUGUUUCCAAAGACAUUGAUAGCUCGAUUCACUCGGUUGUCGCCGAGUUGAUACUACUAUCAAACAUGGACGAUGAAGAACAACAAGAUACUCUAAUGGAUCAUUUCAUAGAUAUAGUAAACUCUAGUAAUUUCACUUCAUACAAAGUGAUUUUAGAGAGAUUAUUUUAA